AUGGGUGUCCAAUGCGUCAUAAUGAAAAAUGCGAAUACAAUGUAUUUUCUACUCCUUGGAUCGUUAUCUCAUUAGGAGCGAGAUUAACAAAUCAUGACGGAAAUCAAGCUCACUUGCCGUCUCUUUCGUGGAUUUUUGAAGAAGUCCAGAAGAAAAAUGAUAAUAUCUUUUCCGAUAUUAAGGCCAAUUAUUUGGAACUUUGGAUGGUAAAAAUUCGUAACAAUAGUGAGGAUGAUUUUUUAAAUCUUGUUCUGGAUGAAAAGAACAAAGGCAUGAAGUUGCUUGAGGAAUAUAUUAGUGAAUGCUGGGAUGAGAAAAAUCUUCCAAAAAAAGGAAUGACUCAUGUUAUUGUUAAUUCGCCACUUCUGUUGAAAAAUCAAAAAUUGGAAAGAGCGAAUCAAGAAUUGGAGAGAAUGAAUCGGGAAAUGGAUCAGCUGGUCCAACAAACGGCGGAUUUGUCAAUUAAUCCAAAACAUGUAGGCUUUACUAAGUUCGGUGAUAUGUUGGCUGAAUUAAAAAGUCGACCAGUAUUUUACGGUAAUGAAGUUAAAUUCACAACUGAUAAUAGACCCGAAGUUAUUACCACUUUAAAAACGAAAGAAGGAUGGGCUUAUAUCGAAUACAAAAAAUUAUUUCAUCCCAGUGUAAAUACUUUUUUGAAGACAUUGUUAAACGUAAGUGAUACUUUUAGUUGUAAACAAGCUCUAUGCACGAUUAUUUUGGUUAUCUAG
Molecule: messenger RNA, 731 nt
Organism: Funneliformis caledonium
Lineage: Eukaryota; Fungi; Glomeromycota; Glomeromycetes; Glomerales; Glomeraceae
Source: the annotation of a GenBank genome assembly